AUGUCGUAUGCAAAACGUGACCCGAAUAACCCACCGAAUUACUAUUAUAAUUUAAAUAAAAAACAACAACAAAAUUGGAUGAAAACAGCAAAGAAAAUGAACAAGAACGAAGAUCUUCAAGCCAAAUACCCACCAUUCAAGCCAUCAUCAAAUAUCACCAUCAUUCACAUCCACCACAAAUCAACAAUCGACACGAUAAAUGAUCUCAUCAUAUUAGCAAAUCGAACAAGCCGUUACACAGUGGACACCGAAUCCGAACGCAAGAAAAUAAACAAUGAUGCACUUAUACAAAUCCAAUUCUUACACUCAACCGAUGCAUCAACAAUUAUAUUAAUUGAAACAGCACAUUUACCUAAUCCACAAACAACACUAUACACCAAAAUUAGAGAACUCUGGUCCACCAUAUUCAACAACAACAACGAAGUCAUCACUUGUGGAACGGUGGAAAAUGAAUUUAAUAAUUUACACCACCUCGACUUCAUCAAUUUAGAUCAAGCAAAUUAUACAACAUCCAAAUUAUCAACGUCUAUUAGUCAGGAACACAUACCAAGUGCAUUGAUCGGUACACAAUAUGAUAUAUCAUGA
This is a messenger RNA of Rotaria socialis, 585 nucleotides long. The record is from the annotation of a GenBank genome assembly. Lineage: Eukaryota; Metazoa; Rotifera; Eurotatoria; Philodinida; Philodinidae.